Molecule: messenger RNA, 468 nt
Organism: Mytilinidion resinicola
Lineage: Eukaryota; Fungi; Ascomycota; Dothideomycetes; Mytilinidiales; Mytilinidiaceae
Exons: 2
Coding region: 1-468 (155 amino acids)
Source: RefSeq, a predicted model, not a curated record
AUGGACAAUCCUCACCAGCCUGGCCCGCAGCCCGACUUCGAUGCGGUCGCACAGUCGUUCAAGGAUGUCGCUGAGAAUAUGCAGCUUUGCAAUAACCUGCCGCAAAUACAGCUCGCGGAGAUAGCUCGUACGGGCUUCGCCGAGAUGAGAGAGGGGUUCGCCGAGAUGAGACGGGAGUUCGCAUCUAUCCGUAUCGACAUGUACAAUCAGCAAGUGCGCAUCGAGAAUACCCAGCGACAUCUCGAGCACAUCGACCUCCUUCCACUCCGCUCCUUCAUACUAGCUCCCCCGCAGGAUAUCCCAGACUUCCCCGCUUCGGCUGCAGCUGUUGAUGCGAUGAAUGCAACUGCACUAAACGCGUUGCUGCAGCAUUUGCAGCAGCCUAUACGGGGAACGGUGGCAGAGAAAAAGAAGGUGGUCAAGAGACAGGUUGGGAUAUACAUUGUCCGGACGGCAACGCAGGUGUAG